AUGGCCACUGACGAUAGUGGCGAUCCCGCGCAACACUUUUUGCGUCUAUCUGAUAUUGCACAAGAACCACGUGAAAUGCUCAUGCCAAUCAGUGGCUAUGAGAAUGUACCACUUGUACCACUUGAAAGUGUUGUCGAACCUCUCAUUCGUCUUUUACCCGCCAUUCAAAGCUAUGCUUAUGCUGCUAAAAAACGAUGUAAAAGGCCACCACCUGAUGGAUUAACUGUCGAUGAGUUUGCUUCAAUCAUGCUCUACUCGAUGAGUUGGAAACCAUCUGACAAAUGCCUCUAUCAUGCUUUAAAUGCUACUCUGCGAUUGGAGGAGAGAGAAAAACUCGAACCCUGGUUCUUAUAUCUUAAACUAUUUCUCACUGCACUGUCACGACUUCCAUCCCAACGUGGUACUGUCUUUCGUGGUGUUAAACUAGAUCUACAUAACAAGUACCCGAAAGGCGAAACAACUACCUGGUGGGGUUUCUCUUCAUGUACUGCCUUGAUUGAAGUUCUACAAUCUGAGCUCUUUUUGGGCAAAACAGGAACAAGAACAAUGUUUACGAUCGAAUGUGAUUCGGGCAAAGACAUAAGAAAACAUUCAUUUUAUCCAAAAGAAGAUGAAAUAUUACUUCUUGCUGCCACACAAUUUAAAGUUAUCGGUUGUUUGGAUAAUGGCAAUAAUUAUUACACAAUCCACUUGAAAGAAAUGAAAUCUCAAUUUCCUUUAUUGCUACCAGUGACACCCCUCUAUGAUUCAAAUGAGCCUUAUUUUUUCAUUGCAGGUGCUUCGACAAAAGCUGCGGUGGACGUGACCAAAAUAGAGAAAGAAGAACACACCAGUAAACUUCAAGUAAUUUAA
Messenger RNA from Rotaria sp. Silwood2, 852 nucleotides. Lineage: Eukaryota; Metazoa; Rotifera; Eurotatoria; Philodinida; Philodinidae. The record is from the annotation of a GenBank genome assembly.